Messenger RNA from Diversispora eburnea, 135 nucleotides. Lineage: Eukaryota; Fungi; Glomeromycota; Glomeromycetes; Diversisporales; Diversisporaceae. The record is from the annotation of a GenBank genome assembly.
UAAAUACAGUUAAAAUAUUAGUAGAAUUAAUAUCAGAAUUGAAAAAAUUCAAUGAUGAAAUACAAGAAAGAUUAAGUAGAAUGGAACAAUUAUCUAUUUUGUCAAAAUAUAGAGAACAGACAAAGGCUGCUUACA